GGUUUUGAGAAAUCGGAAACGGAAUUGACCUGUUAGAUAAUGUAAAAAUAUUUUGGAUUGAAUAUUUGGUCAUAUUUCAGGACAUUUUAGUUUUCGAAAUGUUUUAGGAAUAUUUAGAGACGUCAAUAUAUUAUAGGAGGAUGUGUUGAUCUGCAGCUCUUUUAAAAUUUAGCUUUGUUAAAUUUUUCGUCAGCUAAACUCAAAACAAGUAAUUGCGUAAUUCUUUGGUAGUGUAUUUGUUUUGAAAAAUGAAGUUCUUUGUUAAAACCAGCUGAUUUCUGACUGGCCUUGAACCUUGCCCAAGGUUGUAAGUAAUGGGAGGCGCUGUAAGUGCAGGAGAAGACAAUGACAACCUCGUCGAUAAUCUUCUCCAAGCAGACUAUAUCAAAAGCCCUACGGUGGAAAGAGUUUUUAGAGCAGUUGAUAGAGCUCAUUACUUUGCACCCGGUUUUAAAGAAAAUGCUUAUAAAGACUUGGCUUGGAAACAUGGCAAUCUUCAUCUCUCUGCACCAUGUAUUUAUAGUGAAGUUAUGGAAAGUUUGCAGCUAGCACCUAGGUUGAGUUUCCUUAACUUAGGUUCUGGUACUGGUUACCUCAGUACAAUGGUUGGACUAAUCCUAGGUGCUCAAGGAAUAAAUCAUGGCAUUGAACUUCAUCAGGAUGUAAUAGACUACGCCAACGAAAGACUGGAGGAGUUCAAGAAAAGCUCUCAUGCCUUUGACGAGUAUGAGUUUUGUGAGCCAAAAUUUAUGAAAGGCAACUGCCUCUGCAUCAACACGGACGUCCAUCGGUACGACAGAGUGUACUGUGGGGCCUCGUGUCCGGAGAACCACGAGGGCUACAUGAAGAAUUUGAUCAAGGUGGGGGGAGUGUUGGUCAUGCCCUUGAAUGACCAGCUAAUGCAGAUCGUUCGCACUUCCGAGACCACCUGGGACACCAAGAUGGUACUGCCCGUCUCGUUUGCCUCUCUGUUGCUUCCUGAUGAGACAAUCAAAGAUAACAUAGAACUACCUGACCCGGAUCCUAUGCCUCUUCAAGAUGUGUGCAGAUUUUCAAUCCGCUCUGUUCUUCGUCAAAACAUAGAGCGAGAGCACCCACACCUCAAGACCCGACGCAGCCAGCCGAAGAAAAAGCUGAAGAAGAAGGCUACCUUUCGUCGCAUGGUGUUCCCAAUCAUCGAAGAUCCUGGCGAGAUGGUUUCCUUGUCCCAUUUCGAAGUGCGUAGUCGGCCGCACUCUCAAGUUAUCUACCGCACGUCUGCGGUGGUGGAGUUUGCGCGAUGCCUGCUGCCGGCCACGAUCAGCGAGUCGAGCGACAGCAGCGAAGACGGGGAAGCUGACCUCAGGGAGGCGAGCAGUGCUGCUCUGCCGACCGAGGGAGCGAACCUACCGAGCUCCGCCGACAGCGCAGCCGUGAUGGAGGUGAGGAAGAACCUCGCGAAGAGGGAGAAGUUCGACAGCGGGAUCGUGGACGACAUCGAGAACGGGAAAGGGUUGAGCUCGGACUCGGAUCGGGACGACGACGAGGUGGUGGACAUGGAGAUUGACGAUUCCGACUCGGACGUCGUGGACGAGUCGGACCGCGAAGAAGGCGGCUCGAGCAGCUCGUGCGAGUUCCUGCCGGAGAACAAACGGCCGCACGUGUCCGCUGACAAGAAGCUGGAGGGAAGUGAUUGCUCCAACGACGCGACCACCUCAUCCACGUCCAACGGUGACUCCAAUAAGGACUCGUACAGCUUCCACAUGCGUUGCAAAAUACAAUCCUUGCCACUUCCACCACCCCUCAAGAGCUACCUUAACUUUUAUCGUGAUUUCUGAGGGAGAGCUAGUUGCCUUUGAAUUUCAAAUACCUAUUACAUUAUUUGAACACGUACUGAAGUUAACCAGAAUUGGUGAGUGUGAAAUAUAAUUUUGUGUGUAUAUUAUUAUUUUGACAUGAUCUUUGUAAUGCUGUUAUUCUGCAGUGAGUACCUUGUGAAUAUCUUGUAUAUGUCUGUUGAGUUGGUUUAUUGUUUUUUUAUGUAACAUGUGGUUGUACAAAGCUUGUAGUGCUGUGCCUGAAAUAUAUUUUAACAUGUAAGCUUUUCAUGUAGAGAAUAUGGGCUUAUUGUAUAAAUGAUAGUGAUGUACUAUGGUCUGUUUGACGUAGAUAGUUUAUGUUGUAAAUUUAUGAUAGAGUUUUUGUCUUUUUUUUGAAAUUUAUUUUGAAAUUUAUUCUGAAACUUGUUACUUAAGUUUAUGUAUUUUAUUUUAUGUUGGAAUAGCCUAUGUUGUGGUGUAAAUUAUUUUAUUUAUAACUCUCAAAUUUGUAAUGUAUUGAAUAAACAUAAAAAUGCAUUAAAUUGCAGAAAAACUAUAAACCUAAAGUGUGAUGAAGUACCUAUUAUGUGCUUGGUAGCUUUUGUGGCACAAUUUCUAAGUCAGAAAUGUUUUGAAGUUCAAAAAAAUUUAAAACAAAACAAAUUCUCAACACUGAACCAUUAUGUAGAACUUUGAUAGUAUUGUGCUAUUUUAUUUGUAUUGUACAUGCACUGUCAUAUUUAACAUGGAAGGAUUCAGUGUUAUAUGUUAGCAAUUGUUUUCUUUUUACUUUUGAAUUAAUUUUCCUUUCCUUUUAGACAAAUGGAAUUUGUUUAUAGCUAUAGUUAACUUAUAAUAAAAAUUGAAUGAGUUAGUAGUAGCUUUACCAUCAUUUGUUUGCAUUUCCAAUAUAGUUCUAAUAAUUUUUGGACAUUUAAUGGUAAAGCAUGGUUCAAAAACAUUGUAAAUAGGCCUCCCUACUAGGUUUAUUUACCAUGUACAUAACACUAUACAGUUAGGAUAUUACAUUAUGUAAAAUAGAUAUUCUUUUAGCCAUUAUUUUUGUUAUUAUAUUUAAAUUGUUUGACACUAUAUUUCGUUUACUGGGUUACCAUUGUUUAUUAUUCUAUAAUGUUGGAUUAUUAAUGAAGUAUAUGUUCGUAAAUAUGACAUAAAGUCUUCAAUACGUAAAUUUUAUUUUAUCAGAGUGGUGUAUUUUUUUAAAUUGAGAUUUUUGCAGGGUAUUUUAAUUGUAAACUUUAGGCAAUAUGUUUUAAUGGAAUUAGGGUGUGCAUUUUCUUUUGUCCAGAACUUUCUGUAAUGAAGUGCUGUAUAUAAAAUAUAUUAAAAAAAAAUUUUUGUAAUACUGAUGUGAAGGUUGAAAAUAAAGUUACAUUUUUA
This is a messenger RNA of Bacillus rossius redtenbacheri, 3200 nucleotides long. Its product is annotated as protein-L-isoaspartate O-methyltransferase domain-containing protein 1-like. The transcript is spliced from 6 exons. The coding region runs from base 315 to 1817 and encodes 500 amino acids. The record is from RefSeq and is a predicted model, not a curated record. Gene Ontology annotation, cellular component: cytoplasm. NCBI's taxonomy places the organism in Eukaryota, Metazoa, Arthropoda, Insecta, Phasmatodea, Bacillidae. Gene Ontology annotation, molecular function: protein-L-isoaspartate (D-aspartate) O-methyltransferase activity. Gene Ontology annotation, biological process: protein modification process.